Anopheles coluzzii is the source of this 950-nucleotide messenger RNA. RefSeq names its product L-seryl-tRNA(Sec) kinase (gene Pstk). The record is from RefSeq and is a predicted model, not a curated record. Bases 1 to 894 code for a protein of 297 amino acids. Lineage: Eukaryota; Metazoa; Arthropoda; Insecta; Diptera; Culicidae. Gene Ontology annotation, molecular function: tRNA binding; kinase activity. The transcript has a single exon.
AUGGCUAGAAUAUGUUUGAACGUGCUUGUCGGCAUCCCGGGGUCAGGGAAAACCACCUACUGUCAGCAGCUCGUUGCGUUACCGGGCCGAAGGUUUGCAGUUGUUCACGUAUGUUAUGAUUCGUACAUCAAGAUUGAUCGUCAUUAUGAUACGUUUCGGGAUGUGACCGGUUUGUACAAGACAAGCCGUCAGAAGCUAUUAACUUACAUUGAAAUGAUCAUACAUGCGCUGAAAGAGAACGAUCACUCUCAACUAGAUGAAGCGUUGUUUCGUUUGCGUCAAGAAUUUAAACAUGAAUUGUGCAUUUCUUCAAGCCUAAUGCGCUCAGACGUUGUGUUCGUAAUCGAUGAUAAUAACUACUACAGAAGCAUGCGCGUAGAAUGGCAAAAGAUUGCCCGGAAACUUUCCAUCGGUUAUUUCGAAUCCUAUUUCGACACGUCUCUUUCGCUUGCUCUGGAACGGAAUCGGGAAAGAGCCCUUCCAAUCGGUGAAGAUGUAAUCAAUCGUAUGUGGGCGCGUUUAGAAAAACCAUGCGGCAAGCUUUACCACCAAGAGCAUGACUUCAUAACAAUUAACGGCCUCAGUGUCGAUUACGAAGUCAUUGUGACAAAGAUACAAUAUUGCUUUGAACAUCCUCAGGAAAGCCCAGCAGUACAGAUGGUAGCAGAACCGAUGGAACAAUCAAACGUUCACAAGGUAGACAUUAUUUUGAGAAAAUUGGUAUCAAAAAAGAUCACCGAAGCGAAAGAUUCGAUGACGGCAACGAAGCAAAAUUUGCAAUCGUACGUCAAAGUGCUGCAGGAAAGGAAAAAGUACGUACUGGAGCAGAUUCGAACGCGUGAGCUUGAUGUAGCGGAGGAAAUGAUGAAUAACAUUGUAGAAGACUUAUUCUAAUUCAGUUUUUUUUCGUAAAUUUAAGAAUGUUCAAUAAAGCAUAAUAAAGAAAAUCA